Molecule: messenger RNA, 2357 nt
Organism: Fragaria vesca subsp. vesca
Lineage: Eukaryota; Viridiplantae; Streptophyta; Magnoliopsida; Rosales; Rosaceae
Product: rop guanine nucleotide exchange factor 1-like
Exons: 7
Coding region: 32-2155 (707 amino acids)
Molecular function (GO): guanyl-nucleotide exchange factor activity
Source: RefSeq, a predicted model, not a curated record
ACCUUUCACUGUCAGACAUGGUUGAGGCCUCAUGGAAGCAUCUUUCACUCACCAAGAGGAAAGAGAAGGAGCCCAUCUACAUAACCAGCACCAACAGCUCAAGCUUUGUCUGCCAUUGGUGAGGAUCAGAGGACCUAACACCCAGAACCCACUUUCCAUUUUUGGGUUUUGCUUGUCCAAGUACAUAAGAAGCCUUUAUUCCAGAGCUCGAAUCUCUAACUCUUGUUGCUUGGGGAGGCUGAGUUAUGAUGUUAUGGUAGUGAACAACUCUGCAUUUUGUGAUUCAGUUGAAGAAGGGAUAGCUGCAAUGGAGGGUCUGAUUGAGAAAAGUGAGGGGCUUGAUGAAGUUGUGGGUAAAGUUGAGACCUUUGGGGAGUUGAUUGAGAUUGAGGAGAAGGGUCGUGAUAGCUGUUCAAGUUCAGAUUUUUUGACAUCUGAGACUACAGGGCAUGAGGAGCAGAGUCACAGUAGCUCUGAGGAGUCAUCUUCUCCACCCUCCUUGGGUUGGCCUGUUCAGAAAUCUGAGGCACCAGAUUGUACCAGUGAGAAUGGGACUGAAACCCAUUUGGAUGAUAGGAAAUUACAGAAACAAGGGUCUACAAUAUCAGAGACUGAGUUGAUGAAGGAGAGGUUUGCGAAAUUGCUGCUUGGAGAAGAUAUGUCAGGCUGUGGAAAUGGGGUUUCUACAGCAUUGGCUAUAUCGAAUGCCAUUACUAAUCUUUGUGCUACCCUAUUUGGGCAACUUUGGAGACUAGAACCUCUACCGCGGGAGAAGAAAUUGAUGUGGCGGAGAGAGAUGGAAUGGCUUCUUUGUGUGAGUGAUCACAUUGUGGAGUUGAUACCUUCUUGGCAGACAUUUCCAGAUGGAAGCAAAUUGGAGGUCAUGAGUUGCAGACCCCGCUCGGAUCUUUAUGUUAAUCUCCCAGCCCUUCGCAAAUUGGAUAACAUGCUUCUCGAGAUAUUAAAUGGUUUUGACGAUACAGAGUUCUGGUAUGUUGACCAAGGAAUUCUGGCUCCAGAUGCUGAUGGGUCAACCUCCUUCCGAAGAGCAUUUCAGCGCCAAGAAGAGAAGUGGUGGCUUCCUGUGCCCCGAGUUCCUCCUGGUGGACUCCAUGAAACUACAAGAAAGCAGUUGCAGCACAAGCGUGAUUGCACAAAUCAAAUACUUAAAGCUGCAAUGGCGAUCAAUAGUAUCACUUUAGCUGAUAUUGAAGUCCCCGAAUCAUAUCUGGAAGCUCUUCCAAAGAAUGGAAGAGCAACCUUGGGGGAUGUUAUUUAUCGAUACAUUUCAUCGGAUCAAUUCUCCGCUGAAUGUCUGCUCGAUUGCCUUGAUCUGUCCUCUGAACAUCAAGCUAUAGAGAUUGCCAACAGAGUUGAGUCCUCAAUCUACUUGUGGCGCCAAAAGACAAACUCAAAACCUAAAAAUAACAAUACCAGAAAUAGUUCAAAGUCAUCAUGGGAAAUGGUUAAGGAAAUGAUGGUGGUUGAUGCAGAUAAAAGAGAGUUACUUGCAGAAAGAGCAGAAAGUCUCUUAAUUUGUUUGAAGCAACGGUUCCCCGGUCUUCCACAGACAUCCCUUGAUAUGAGCAAGAUACAGUACAAUAAGGAUGUUGGGAAAUCUAUCUUGGAAAGCUAUUCAAGGGUUCUUGAGAGCCUGGCAUUCAACAUCGUGGCACGCAUUGAUGAUCUUCUUUAUGUAGAUGACUUGACAAGGCAUUCAGAUCAGUUCCCAUCAAUGCACUCCGAUCAAUUCCCAUCAAUCUCCAAAGUUAGUGUGAUUUCACACAAGGCAACUCCUAUUCCAUAUUCAUCAGUGCCCAUCUCAAGCACUCCAUAUAAAACAGCUUAUGCCACACCAAACUAUUCACCUGCACAGCGAGCUAGCCCUCUCAGGGUAGAAAAAUCACCUUUCAUGACCAAUGCCAAGAUUUCUCCUCAGCGUGGAUUAGGCGUAAAGAAGGUUCUGACUGAUUAUCUUAGCAUUGAUACAAAAGGAAAGAACUACAGCAACUCGACUGAGUCACCAGGUUCAGUCUCGGACACGAUACAAGCAACUCUUGCAUCUCAAAUGCGACGAGGUUCUUUUGAGUCUUCAAGCGCAUCAAGCAGCCCGGUGACUCAGGACUCAGACACACAGGAAAGGAUCCACAUUUAGGUUGUUGGCUCUUGUUAGAACAAGAUGUGUGUAAUGGUGUUGAGUUGAGAAGUUCAUAUUUGUAAUGUGCAUUACUUGUAUUUCCAGUUUUGAGUUUGUUCCCGAGUCACUGUCUGGCAUGGGUCAAGCAGUGAUUGUAAAGAGAGAACUAAUUCCUACACUACUACUUUGGACAGAGUAUAUGAAGUUCUGUUGCUUUCUC